Messenger RNA from Aspergillus ibericus CBS 121593, 315 nucleotides. RefSeq names its product elongin C. Gene Ontology annotation, cellular component: elongin complex. Gene Ontology annotation, molecular function: protein-macromolecule adaptor activity. Gene Ontology annotation, biological process: ubiquitin-dependent protein catabolic process. The transcript has 2 exons. Lineage: Eukaryota; Fungi; Ascomycota; Eurotiomycetes; Eurotiales; Aspergillaceae. The record is from RefSeq and is a predicted model, not a curated record. The coding region runs from base 1 to 315 and encodes 104 amino acids.
AUGUCUGCAUCAAAACCAUCGCAAUCGGAAUACGUGACAUUGGUCUCAGGCGAUGGAUUCGAAUUUGUAAUUCCUCGAAGCACGGCCUGUGUCUCCGGCACGAUACGCCGCAUGUUGGAACCUUCGAGUCGAUUCUCAGAAGCCGUCACCGGUCGUUGUGUCCUCGAGAACAUCAGUGGCAUCGUCCUAGAGAAAGUGUGCGAGUAUUUCUGCUACAACGAGAAGAACAAGAAUCAGACUUAUGUUCCGGACAUGGAUAUUCCGCCCGAGUUGUGCCUGGAAUUGCUGAUGGCGGCGGAUUAUCUGGAUACAUGA